Molecule: messenger RNA, 411 nt
Organism: Paramecium primaurelia
Lineage: Eukaryota; Ciliophora; Oligohymenophorea; Peniculida; Parameciidae
Source: the annotation of a GenBank genome assembly
CACAUUUUUGGAAAGUUUAAAAAAGGAAUAUAGGUUGAUUUUAACAAAAAUAGUUAUGUCAGAAAUUAAAUGAUUCCUCUUGCUCCUUCCAAAAAUCUCUGUGUAAAUAAAUAGGCAAAUCCUAAGAAAGAGAGUAGGAAUAAAAAAUGCAUUGAGAUACUUUGAAUCAGAUUUUCAUAAAAGAUUGGCACCAGAGCUUAUGUAUGAAUUAAAAAAUUAUGGACAUAAAUAUAUGUAUAGAUUGAUUCCAGAUUAUAAAAUGAAAGCCUAUCUAUAUGAUAAGUAUAAAUCUAAGUAAUCCUAAGAUAUCUAUGCAAAUGUAAAUAAGCUAAGUUAUCAUGCAUAAGAUAAUGAAUAAUCUCAAUCAUGAAGUAGCACAAUUUCCACAUGAAUUAAUUACUUAUGUUGGUA